AUGAAGUCCAAGUUCCUUGUCUACUUCAGUGCUGUCUUUGAUAUGAAUAUACACCAUUUGGCAACCAAAAGUUUACGCGCACUCCCUGUGAUUUAUCUGCUUUCAUUUCCCUUCUUGAUUUCUGGUACAGUUACCGUUAUGAGGAUGAGUGUGAUUUAUCCUCUGCAUGCAUUAGUUGUGAUAAUUCUGCUAUGCAUGAAACCAUUGUCUUUUGGAUCAGAAACCUCAUCCAUGAACAACAAGACAAUGAGGUGCAUUGAGAUGGAGAGAAAAGCUCUGCUGGUUUUUAAACAAGGAGUUGUUAGUGGUACACAGAGACAAGAUCUCCUUCUUUCAUGGAAGAAUGAAGAUGAAGAUUGCUGCAAAUGGAAAGGUGUUGUCUGUGAUGAUCAAAAUGGUCAUGUGACUCACCUUGAUCUUUCUUCUCCUUACACCCCACCUUACUCAUUUGGAAGCGAUGUUAGUAUCAGCCAUUCGUUGCUUGAUUUACCAUUUCUUAAGUACUUGGACCUCAGUGGCACAUUCUUUGGACGACUGAAAAUUCCCGAAUUCAUUGGCUCUCUCACAAGGUUAGUUCACCUUGAUUUGUCACGUACUUAUAUAAGGGGACCGAUUCCCUAUCAAAUUGGAAACCUCACCAAUUUGCGGUACUUGAAUGUCAGCCAGAGUAAUAUUUAUGGUCCUCUCCCGAAGUUUAUUGGCUCACUUAAUAGCUUAAGGCACCUUGAUCUUUCUCACUCUUUGUUUUCUGGAGUUAUUCCUCAAGAGCUUGAAAAGCUCUUCAAGUUGCAGCAUCUUGACCUAGGAUAUAAUUUUUUAGCAUCUAGUAGGAACUUUGAGUGGUUGUUUAAUCUACAUGAUUUGGUAUACCUUGAUAUCAGUUAUGUCAACAUGGCCCAUCCUAGUAUUUGGGUAAGCUUUAUCCAGAGAAUUCCUUCCAUAUCAGUUAUGCAGUUAAAUUACUGUAACCUCUCGUCUCCAUUUCCUACAUCAAGCAAUUUCUCUACCUCUAUCUCCGCCCUUCAUCUCCAAGGAAAUCACAUCAAUUCAUCUAUUUUUAAUUGGCUCUCUCACUUGCAUGGCAGUCUGGAAGUACUAGACCUGAGUUAUAACAUGUUAGCAGGUAGAAUUCCACAUUCUUUUGGUCAUAUGGCUGCUAUAACUCAUCUUAAUCUUGGUCACAACCUCUUGAAUGGCCCAAUUCCAGUUUCUUUUUCUCUUUUGACUGACCUAACUUAUCUGGAUCUCUCUGCAAAUCAUCUUAAUGGUGUGCUUCCGAAAUCAUUGCAUAACUUAUCCAGCUUGAAAGUUGCGGAUUUCAGUUCCAACAAUCUCACUGGGAACCUUGAAGAUCUUUUAUUAGGACCCUUAGCUCUUUUGGAAGAAUUGUUUGUAUCUGAAAACCAACUUACUGGAUCACUGCCUGAUAUUACACAAGUCUCAUCCCUCAGAAAAUUUCAAGCAACCUCCAAUGAGUUAAAUGGAUAUCUACCAACAGCUUUUGAGCACUAUUCAGGUUUAGUAUUUUUGGAUUUGUCCAAUAACCAUCUUAGAGGCUCUUUACCUGAUUUUACAGGAUUUUCAUCUUUGGAAAUACUAUAUCUUGAUGGUAAUGAGUUUUCUAGAAAUCUUCCUGAUUUUUCUGGAUGUUCAUCUUUGCAAGAACUGCGACUUCGUGGCAAUCAACUUACAGAAUGGGAGACUAAGUCAACUGGACAACUCUCCCAUCUUAUAGAGCUGGAUCUUUCAAUGAACUCUAUCCACAGUACAAUCUCUGAGGCACAUUUGUCCAAUCUCACAAGUUUAGGGUAUAUGAGCACAUCAUAUAAUUCUCUGACUUUUGAGCUCAGCUCAGAAUGGCUUCCUCCUUUCCAGCUUCGGAAACUUUCUUUGGCAUCAUGCAAAUUGGGGCCAAAAUUUCCCAACUGGAUUCGAAAUCAAGAGUACAUUGAUCAUCUCGACAUCUCUAACAGCCAAAUUUCAGAUACCAUCCCUAUGUGGUUCUGGAAUAUCUCAAGCAGCUUGUCCCUUUUAAAUCUGUCCUCCAACCAAAUCACCGGUAAGUUUCCUUGGAAAGAUGGCCAUAUUAGAGAGAUAGAUUUGAGUUCAAAUUUCUUUGAUGGACCACUACCACCAAUUCCCACAAAGUGUUCAAAGAUAAAUCUAUCUCGAAACAGAUUUUCAGGAACACUCCUUUCCCUAUCAGUUGUUAAGGAUAUAUCCUUAAGGUUUCUUGAUUUCUCACAUAACCAAUUGUCUGGCACACUUCCUGAUAACUGGAUCUACUUUCAAGGUCUAGUGUUUCUUAACUUGGGAUAUAACAAUUUUUCUGGAACGAUUCCAGAGUCGAUAGGUCAUCUAGCUUCUUUGGAGACACUGAUUUUGAGGAACAAUAUGCUCUAUGGUGAACUGCCUGCCUCUUUGAGAAACUGCAGCAGCCUUGGUUUUGUAGAUUUCGGGUUAAAUAAGCUAUCAGGAAAGGUGCCUUUAUGGAUUGGGGAAAACCUAAUGCAUUUGUAUGCUCUGAUCUUAAAAUCAAACAGAUUAUAUGGAAGAAUACCAUUUGAAAUAUGUAGACUGUCGAAUCUCAUAGGUAUAACCAGACUUGUCGAACUCAAGGGACUGAAUUUGUCUGGAAAUGGGCUUCAUGGAGCUGUUCCCCUGGAGAUUGGCCAAUUGAAAGCGUUAGAAAGCCUAGACUUGUCCGCGAACAAAUUUACAGGUGAAAUUCCUCUAAGCAUGUCAGGAUUAAAUUUUCUUGCAUUCUUAAAUCUCUCAAACAACAAUUUUUUGGGAAGAAUUCCCUCUGGCACUCAACUCCAGGGAUUCAGUAUCUCCACAUACCAGGGAAACAGAGGACUCUGUGGUAAACCACUCACAGAUAUAUGUCCGGGAGAUGAACCAGCUGAUCACGUCCAACCGUCAGUUGAAGAGUAUGAAGAUGAUGGAGAUGACAGUGAAUAUGAGAGAUGGCUGUAUGUCAGUAUUGUGCUUGGUUUCAGCGCUACAUUUUGGGGUUUCAUCGGAACAUUAGUACUAAACCGCCGUUGGAGAUAUGCAUAUUACCUCUUUCUGGACAACUUGAAAGAAAGAUUAUAUGUUUGGGUGGCUAUGCACAUUUCCAGAUUUCCCCUGUAG
Daucus carota subsp. sativus is the source of this 3138-nucleotide messenger RNA. RefSeq names its product receptor-like protein EIX2. Gene Ontology annotation, molecular function: protein binding. The transcript has a single exon. The coding region runs from base 1 to 3138 and encodes 1045 amino acids. The record is from RefSeq and is a predicted model, not a curated record. NCBI's taxonomy places the organism in Eukaryota, Viridiplantae, Streptophyta, Magnoliopsida, Apiales, Apiaceae.